Messenger RNA from Carica papaya (papaya), 3632 nucleotides. The record is from RefSeq and is a predicted model, not a curated record. NCBI's taxonomy places the organism in Eukaryota, Viridiplantae, Streptophyta, Magnoliopsida, Brassicales, Caricaceae.
AAAAUAAUUUCUGACAAGAAAAUUACAAAACCAUUUCUCCACCACUAAAACCUGGCUUACCCAAAUUCAAUUUCUGAAAUACCAAUCCAAUUUCCCAUUCAUUAAGCAGUAUUAAUUUCGUCAAAUAUAUGCACAAUAUAAUCCUCCAAAAGAUAUAUACACACAAUAUACACCCGCCACUAGCAGCACCAAUCAGUUGAAUCGUCACCCCUCCCAACCACACCAUGGCUUUGAAGCUACUGGUUCCUCCUUCUUCCUUCCUCUUUCACCCCACAAGACUCUCCGUCUUCUUCACUUUGAAUCCCAGAGUACCAAGACCAACCUUAAGAACAAGCUCCUACACUCAUUGGAGAUCAAAACGAUCAAUGUUUACUAGAAACACGGCGGAAAGGUCAUCCGUGGGGGUGGAGGAGAAGAAUGUGUCAGAAACUGCUACAAGUGAGUGGGGUAAGGUGUCUGCAGUGCUGUUUGACAUGGAUGGUGUUCUCUGCAACAGCGAGGAGAUUUCCAGAACAGCAGCCGUGGACGUUUUUGCAGAAAUGGGAAUUGAAGUCACUGUUGAGGAUUUUGUGCCUUUCACGGGAACAGGUGAAGCAAAUUUUUUAGGAGGCGUUGCCUCCGUUAAAGGAGUAAAAGGAUUUGAUCCUGAAGCUGCAAAGAAGAGAUUCUUCGAGAUAUAUCUGAAUAAGUAUGCAAAGCCAAAUUCUGGAAUAGGAUUCCCUGGUGCCUUUGAACUUGUCACUCAGUGUAAAAGCAAAGGUCUAAAAGUUGCAGUUGCUUCAAGUGCUGAUCGUAUCAAGGUGGAUGCAAAUUUAGCUGCUGCUGGUUUACCUUUGUCAAUGUUUGACGCUAUUGUUUCAGCAGACGCUUUUGAGAACUUGAAACCUGCUCCUGAUAUUUUCUUAGCUGCUUCAAGGAUCUUAAAUGUACCCCCAAGUGAGUGUAUUGUUAUCGAGGAUGCCCUAGCUGGAGUGGAGGCUGCCAAAGCUGCAGAUAUGAGAUGUAUAGCCGUCACGACAUCAGUGUCAGAAGAGGCUCUUAAGAAUGCCGGUCCUUCACUCAUCAGAAAAGAGAUAGGAAGUGUUUCACUUGAUGAUAUUCUGAGUGGUGGCUCAGGUUUCGAUAAUGAGAAGAUACAGGAGUCUCAGUUUUUGGAUGCUUCUGUCAAUACUUCUACUGAAAUCCUCAAUGGAGGGGCAGAGGAUAGAAAAGCUACAGAGGAAACAACUCUUUCACUUGGGCGGUUGCAGGGUUCUCGGAGAGAGAUAUUGAGAUAUGGAAGUUUGGGUGUCGCUCUCUCUUGUCUUUACUUUGGCAUUCAAAACUGGAAGGCAAUGCAAUAUGCAUCCCCAAAAGCAAUAUGGAAUGUGUUAUUUGGGAUCAACAGUCCAUCUUUUGAACAAAGUAGAGUUGAAUCAAGGAAUGCAAGAGUCCAACAAUUUGUGGACUAUAUAUCUGACCUAGAGCAGAGGGGAACAGCUCCCACUGUGCCAGAAUUUCCAUCUAAACUUGACUGGCUGAAUACAGCUCCACUUCAGCUCCGGAGGGAUUUGAAAGGAAAAGUAGUUUUGCUUGAUUUCUGGACCUACUGUUGCAUAAAUUGUAUGCAUGUAUUGCCUGAUCUAGAGUAUCUGGAGAAGAAAUACAAUAAUAUGCCGUUCACUGUUGUGGGAGUACAUUCAGCGAAAUUUGACAAUGAAAAGGAUUUGGAAGCCAUCCGUAAUGCAGUGUUAAGAUAUGGCAUUACACACCCUGUUGUAUAUGGUGGAAAUAUGUACUUAUGGCGAGAGCUAUGUGUAAAUUCAUGGCCAACGUUUGCUAUUGGGCCCAACGGGAAGCUUCUUGCACAGCUAUCAGGUGAAGGCCGCCGAAAGGAUCUUGAUGACAUAGUGGAGGCAGCUCUUCUGUUUUAUGGGGAGAAGAAGCUUUUGGACAACACACCAAUUCCAAUCAGUCUGGAGAAAGAUAAUGAUCCUCGCUUGUUGACUUCUCCUUUGAAGUUCCCUGGCAAACUGGCAAUUGACAUCCUUAAUAACCGGCUGUUCAUUUCAGAUAGUAACCAUAACCGCAUUGUUGUUACUGAUCUAGAUGGGAAUUUUAUCGCCCAAAUUGGGAGCACUGGAGAGGAGGGUCUCCGUGAUGGUUCCUUUGGUGAUGCCACAUUCAAUCAUCCUCAGGGCCUGGCUUACAAUGCGAAAAAGAAUCUCCUCUAUGUUGCAGAUACUGAAAAUCAUGCUUUGAGGGAGAUUGAUUUUGUUGAUGAGACAGUCCGGACGCUUGCUGGAAAUGGAACAAAAGGCUCUGACUAUAAAGGUGGAGAGAAAGGAACCUCUCAGCUUCUCAACUCUCCAUGGGAUGUCUGCUAUGAACCUGUCAGUCAGAAAGUUUACAUUGCAAUGGCUGGCCAACAUCAGAUCUGGGAACACAACACUCUUGAUGGAGUUACAAGAGCUUUUAGUGGUGAUGGCUAUGAAAAGAACUUGAAUGGAUCAAACUCCACAAGCACAUCAUUUGCACAACCUUCUGGAAUUUCACUAAGUUCUGAUUUGACGGAGCUCUAUAUUGCUGAUAGUGAGAGUAGCUCCAUUCGGGCAGUUGAUCUUAAAACAGGAGGAUCAAGAUUGCUAGUUGGUGGUGACCCAAUUUUCCCCGAAAAUUUGUUUAAGUUUGGGGAUCACGAUGGUGUGGGAUCUGAAGUACUUCUUCAACAUCCACUGGGUGUCUUAUGUGCUAGAGAUGGCCAAGUUUAUAUAGCUGAUAGCUAUAAUCACAAGAUCAAGAAGCUAGAUCCAGCCAGUAAAAGAGUUAGUACUGUAGCAGGGACUGGGAAAGCUGGUUUUAAGGAUGGAACAGCUUUGACAGCUCAGCUUUCAGAGCCCGCAGGAAUUGUUGAUGCAGGAAAUGGAAGAUUCUUCAUUGCUGAUACAAACAACAACGUUAUCAGAUAUUUAGAUCUGAACAAGGAAGAAGUUGAACUUCUUACACUGGAGCUGAAAGGAGUUCAGCCUCCGACUCCAAUGUCCAGAUCUUUGAAACGUCUCAGGAGACGGUCAUCUGCUGACACACAGACCAUUGUUGUUAAUGGUGGUUCCUCCAGUGAGGGCAACAUGUCUAUCGAAAUAUCCUUACCUGAAACUUACCAUUUUUCCAAGGAGGCAACUAGCAAAUUCAGUGUCGAUGUAGAUCCUGAAAAUGCAGUAUUUAUUGAUCCCCUAGAUGGAAACCUAAGUCCGCAAGGAUCAGCAGUUCUUCAUUUUAGGAGAUCUUCACCCUCAGUUGCAGUAGGGAGAAUUAAUUGCAAGGUUUACUAUUGUAAAGAAGAUGAGGUCUGUUUGUACCAAUCACUUGUGUUUGAGGUAUCCUUCCAAGAGGAAAUUCGGGACUCUACACUUGGGGAAAUCAAACUUGCUUACUUGGUGAAGCCCAAAGCUUCUGCAGGGAGUUUACAGCUACCUGCUGCGCGCUGACAAUACUACCCUUCUAAAGCAUUUGUAAGAUCCCGCUCUAUGUACAUCUAUAGUUUUUUGUUCUUUAUUUUUAAAGAAAUUUAUAUAUACCAUGAAAGCAUUAUACUGAAUUUAUAUGAAUCAUAUCCUUCUUCUACCGACCCUCCCCCAGGGAGAAAAACAGAG